Messenger RNA from Penicillium paradoxum, 219 nucleotides. RefSeq lists its product as uncharacterized. The transcript has 2 exons. NCBI's taxonomy places the organism in Eukaryota, Fungi, Ascomycota, Eurotiomycetes, Eurotiales, Aspergillaceae. The record is from RefSeq and is a predicted model, not a curated record. Bases 1 to 219 code for a protein of 72 amino acids.
AUGGGUCUUAUCGAGAAACUGCAAGCCAAACUCGAGAUCUACCGACUUGAACAGCGCUAUGCUCGCCGCAAGCACCGCAGCACAUUUUCCCAAGGCGCCCAGUACGUCGAUGGUGAGUAUGUGUACUCCAACGGCGCAAGCUCGCCCACCAGCACCGUCUCCAAACAAUCCACCGGCAGCUGGCGCCCAUCAGGAUGGGGCAGCCAGGCAUCGCGCUAG